GGGCAUGUCAAGGCCAAAGAUGCUCAAUCCAUGUACUAUUUAUCCUCCAUAAUUCAUCACCCUCAACAAUUGAAAAAAACUGCAUUCAUAUAAACAUAUUCUAUAUAGCCGUAUGUAUACAUGUGUCUCCUGCGAUCUCCAGAAGAAAAACAAACAAAAUAUAUUUAUAAACGAACGAAAGAGUGAAAUAGGGAGAGGAAUACUUGGGCUACUGCUUCGACGACUAAGAAGAACGGGAGAAAACCUUGAGCAAAGUGGCCGGAAACCGUUGUCGGUGAACUUGACCAAAACCGCCGGAAGGAGAAGCAAGGAUGUCGCCGGACUGAUUUCAUGAGAGAGGGGUCGUCACCGUCAUCUUUGAGGAUGGAUCCGAGCCUGCUGCCGUCUCUGGAAGAGAAGGUCGUCGCCGAGAAAGAGGAGUACGCCGCAGUCAACGACAAUUCCGACUCCAUCCUGCCGCCGGAGUAAACAAGAUCGUCUCCUAGCGUCGCUGCCACCAAACGUUGCCUAGAAUAUGCGCGCCACUGACAGGAAGAAAGCAGGCCAGGGCUGGAGAGUAAAAGCCGGACAUGUGCCACCGAAGGAGAAUGGCCGGAGGAAAAGAAGUCGGUGGACUGGCCGGGUUAAACGUCGGGAGAUCAUCACCUCUGUCCUCGUGGAGCAGUGGAGGCGGAAGCCUGCUUCUCGUUGUCGCAGGGGUGGUGUCGCGUUGUUUCACCGGUGCUGAGUGAAGAAGACGCCGAAUAAGGUGAAUUUGGAGAAGUUCGAGGUAGAAAGCUUUGGAUUAGGAUUUAUCGUGAUUCGAGGUGAUGAUGACUGUGUUGAUUGUUGAUUCCAUGCGUCCGAGAGCGGUUGCUAGAUGCCUUAGUAAAACCUAGACAUGAAUGAACUUUUUAGUUACGUUGAACAUUUGUUUCUUCAUAUCUCAAUUAAUUAUGACUGUUUUGUUUUAGUUGCCUGUGCAUCCGGUUAAGAGAUGACCGGAUGUGGCGGUAACACCCGUUUCCCUAUUUAAAUUAUUUCCGCUGCAAGAUUUUUAUCAAUUUGAAUGAAUAAAGCAAGUUUAUUAUCAAUAAAUUAUUAUUUCAAGUAUUAUUUUUGGGCGGGAAAUUGGGGGUGUUACACCCAAUGUCACCUAUUACCGCCCUUCUCCCGGCCAGAAUAUCGUAGAUUCCCCUUCCCCCUUCACUUUGGGGUUCAUCUAGCUAGUUUGCAAGUAAGUCUCCGAUUUGCGCUACAUAAUGCCCAUUUCAGCGUCAUUAAUUACUACGGCGUGAUUUCGGGCCAACUUUCCCCAACUACCCAUAUGUUCAUAGUUGGGUUCAUCGCCCGGUGCCUUCAUUUGCAGAUUCAUCCCUUCAUUGAUCUUUUCCUCCACUUUGUUCACUCCAUGAGACCCAGUGCCUCUGAAUCCCUGGGUUAUCUUUUGAUUUCUCAAUGGGCUGGCCACCGUUUAUUUGAAGCCAAGUCCUACCCUGAUUCUUUCAAGGGUUGGAGGCAUAAAUGGGUUUGGGUCACCCCUGUCGAUGACAAGCUCCAGUUCACGAACAAAUGGGGGGAAUUAAUCCGGAAGUGGGUGAUGCCAUUCUUGUCAGAGGGGAACGCUGAAGCUGCUAGAAUGAUUGUUGAUGGGGUACCCUUCUUGAUGGGAUAUUACGUAGCGAGCGAUAAGAUGGCCUCCCGACUGGAACGACUUGCUGUCAAGGCUGGCUCCACCCCCGGUCCCUUGGUCCCUCUGAGGAAAACCCAAAUCAGGGGAGCUAUUGGGGCCGCCCCAGCAAAACCAGAGGGAUCCACCCCCGGAGACGGAGCUGUGAUACUACCCACAUUGGCCAUUGACCCUCAGCCCCCCCCCCCCCCAUUGACAAGGGGGCUGGGAAGAGGACGACACUCCAACCCGUCUCCCAGCCCAAGAAGAAAAGUAAGGCCGCUGUGAAACCUACUGAAGAGGUUGUUGAUGGGACUCAGACGCGCAGUCUAGAGGUGGUGGCAAUCAGGGGGAACCCCGACACCUCUCCAUACCGUCAGGCUUACUAUGAAGGCGGGCUCUACCUCUUUCUUCCGCCGCACCGUGAACCCAGUGUCCUUGGGUUUGGCUAUCACCCCCCUGCCGAUGCUGAGGAGAUUAAGGAUUUGUCUCCAUGGACUGCAAUUUGGCGCACUGUCCACGCCAUGUCUGAGAUGAGGGACACAACGAUUCUCAGGGCUUGUUGGGAGAUCUAAGGAACAAGGUGGGCGACCUGGAGCAGAGGCUGGCGGCGGUGGAGAUGGCACGAGUGACGACGAUGAAGGAGGCUGGCUCACUGCAGAAGAGGCUUGAUGACAUGGAGGCCACACACCGGAUCAUGGGAGGGGAGCUGAGGAGGAAAGCCGAGGAGGUCGGUCCGGCUGCUGUCCGGGCCUUAAAGGAAGGCCCCGAACUUCAGACCGAGGUGGACUGGGUCAUCUUAGUUCGCAGGGCUAAGAUAGCCCUCGGCUGGCUCCAAACUCCUGAGGGUGAGGACAGGCUGGCAGAGGAGGGGACCCAAUGCCUUCAAUUGGGUAAAUUCGAUAUGCAGAAGUUCAUUUACGAGGCCGUGCUUAACCGAGACCCCUCUUUUUGUGCCAAGGCAUGGGGGUUGCCAAGCCCUAUUGCUGUUGAAGAGAGCUCGGUCCCAACUGUCCCAGCCCCAGAAGUUCCACCCUCCGAAUCUGGUAACUGAUUGAUUCCUUUGUACAUCUUUAUUUUCUUUCAAACACACAUCUUUUCGAGGCCUGCGUGCUUGUAGUCGUUUUCCACCAUUGGGGUGGUUUGUAACAAACAUAUUUGCAUUCUCUGUUUUUUUUUUAUUUUUGCAUGUACAUAUACAUAAUUACUUUAAUUGCCUUUGCUGA
This is a messenger RNA of Cuscuta europaea, 2874 nucleotides long. The record is from the annotation of a GenBank genome assembly. NCBI's taxonomy places the organism in Eukaryota, Viridiplantae, Streptophyta, Magnoliopsida, Solanales, Convolvulaceae.